This is a messenger RNA of Eufriesea mexicana, 552 nucleotides long. Its product is annotated as transmembrane inner ear expressed protein. The transcript is spliced from 2 exons. The record is from RefSeq and is a predicted model, not a curated record. The coding region runs from base 1 to 552 and encodes 183 amino acids. Lineage: Eukaryota; Metazoa; Arthropoda; Insecta; Hymenoptera; Apidae.
AUGAAGGAAAUGGAUGAACCAACUAUUAAGUCAAGUUUAUCUUCAUCUUUUUCACCUUGUUCACCUAAUGAAAUAGCAAUACAACCUGGAGACUGUGUUGAAGGUGGAGUUGAAAAAUGGUUGGAAGAUGAAGCAUUACCAGGAUUUCGAGUUUGGCAACUUGCUGGCAUAAUUCUUUCUAUUUUACUUAGUGUACUGAUUGGACUUUGUUGUUGCUUCCGAUUCAGAGUGCCACGAACUAAACAAGAAAUAGAGGCAGAUUAUAUUCGAAAAAAAAUAACAGAAAGUUUUAGACAUGAAUUAUCUAAAAUUAGUAAUACAGAAAUGGAUGACAUGGAUUUAAAGAAAGUUAACUCUAAUACACAUAACUGUUCUUCAUUAUUAGCAUUAAGCAAAAUUCAAAAUAAAUUUGAUAUGGAAAUUCAUGAGGUACAAAGAAAUGAGGAAGCAACACAUAAAAAUAUACAUGGAUUACGAUCAAGAUUUAAUGCAAUUUUUAGUGGAGUUCAUUUUAUUAAACAAGUAAAUUCUAAUACUGAUAACAUAAUUUAA